AUGUCUCUUCAGAAGCAACCAUCGCAUGUGCGUCCAGAAAUCUGGCACACAUGUGCUACCGCUGCCGUCAAAAUUCCAAAGUUGCAUUCAAGGGUUUAUUAUUUCCCACAAGGUCACCUAGAAAACGCUUCUCCUUCUUCUUCCUCCAUUACUCACACACACUCUUUUCUACAAAGUUUUCGUCCUUUCACUCUUUGUAUUGUCUCCGCUGUUGAUCUCCUUGCCGAUCCUCACACGGAUGAGGUCUUUGUUAAACUUCUACUUACUCCAAUAACCAACGAUGUCCAUCUUGAAAACCCUAAAGAAGAGGUUGCCAAUCUCAACGACCGCAAUGAAGUUGUUUCCUUUGUCAAGACUCUCACUCGUUCUGAUGUUAACAACGCUCGGUCAUUCCACAUACCUCGCUUUUGUGCCGAUAAUGUCUUCCCGCAGCUUGACCUAGAGGCCGAAUCCUCGUCUCAACACCUGUUCGUUACCGACGUUCAUGGUGAAGUUUCAAAGUUUUACCAUGUCUGCCGCGGGUUUCCCAAGAGAAACAUGUUAUAUAUCUCUGAAUGGAAUUCGUUUGUUAAGAGGAAGAAACUCGUAGCCGGAGAUUCUGUUAUUUUCAUGAAAGACUCAACGGGAAAGAUAUUCGUUGGAAUUCGCAGGAACACGCAGUUUGUUGCAGCGGCUGCAGAGCAGAAGAAGGAUGAGUUGGAGAAGGCAGUAAUGGAGGCAUUGAAGUUGGCGGAAGAGAACAAGGCAUUUGAAAUUGUUUACUAUCCCCAAGGUGAUGAUUGGUGUGAUUUUGUAGUGGAUGGUAAUGUUGUUGAUGAAUCAAUGAAGAUUCAAUGGAACCCUAGAAUGAGAGUUAAGAUGAAGACUGAUAAAUCUUCAAGGAUCCCAUAUCAAGGGACAAUCUCUAUUGUAUCUCGUACUUCUAAUUUAUGGCGCAUGCUUCAGGUUAAUUGGGAUGAAUUUCAAGUCUCGCAAAUUCCAAGACGUGUCAACCCGUGGUGGGUUGAGCUUAUUUCUCACAAACCUGCUCCGACGCCAUUCCCCCAAACAAAAAAAUUUAGAACUACUCAAAGUUCUGCCCAACUAAGUGAUAAAAAGGAAACAUUAUUGAAUGGUGAUGGUUUUCCUGUUGAUAUACAGCGAGUGAGGCAUGAUCUUGUUUCCAUAUCAGGUCCUAUACAUAGCCAUAUUAUUUUGAACUCCUCUGAAACAAAGUUUCCUGCGACUCACAAUUGCAACACCAAAAAUGACAGUGAUGGUUCAAUUAUGUUAUUUGGUAAGAUCAUACAGCCUCAUGUAAGCAAUUUUCACAAUUCUCAUAUCAAGGGAGAUGAUGGCUAUAAGAGCUGUGGAUUUGGUGUAAAGAACUAG
Molecule: messenger RNA, 1371 nt
Organism: Medicago truncatula (barrel medic)
Lineage: Eukaryota; Viridiplantae; Streptophyta; Magnoliopsida; Fabales; Fabaceae
Product: auxin response factor 17
Exons: 2
Coding region: 1-1371 (456 amino acids)
Biological process (GO): response to hormone; regulation of DNA-templated transcription
Cellular component (GO): nucleus
Molecular function (GO): DNA binding
Source: RefSeq, a predicted model, not a curated record